Molecule: messenger RNA, 5137 nt
Organism: Dicentrarchus labrax (European seabass)
Lineage: Eukaryota; Metazoa; Chordata; Actinopteri; Moronidae
Product: up-regulator of cell proliferation-like
Molecular function (GO): GTP binding
Source: RefSeq, a predicted model, not a curated record
GCUACCUCAUGCCAGGCUUAAAGCUGAGGGAAAAGUCAGGGCAUGUCUACAAUGAACAGCCAAGGGCUUGCAGGUUUGAAAGCAGAGAGGAGUUAAGGAAAAAGUCAGACCAUGUCUACACUGAACACAGAAGGACAAGGGCAUGCAGUCCUUUUCAACUUUCUCACCAAAGUUGGACUGAAGAAAUUUUAUCCCAACAAGCUUACUCUUCGGUCUCUCUUGGAAAUAAAAAAAAACAGCUUAUCUGAUGAAAGUGUUCAAUCAGUAGAGGAAAUACCAUGGUGUUUUCUCAGAAAACUCUUCAAAAUCAAUGCUGAAUGCAGAAGCUGUACACAGUUAUCAAAUAAUGAUGAUGAAGAGGAAAAUGAUUCUUUUGACCUUGACCUUUACACUGCAAAUGACUCUGCAGAGCAUAAUGAGGUUAACCCUAUCGACCUCAUAGUAGCACUCUUCCUCUGUGCUGACAGCCUCUUGCAACAGGAAAUGGCCCUCAAGAUGUCAAUGUGCCAGUUUUCUGUCCCACUGCUGUUGCCCCAUGGAAAUAACAGUCAAUGUACGCUGAUGCUGUGGGCUCUGAGAGACAUUGUCAAAGAGUGGCGUCCACAUGAUCUGUCUGAAUCAAAAGGGUUUAAAGAAGACAACAUUGUCCAAGCAGAUAUACCAUUCUAUUCCUUUGUGAGGCUGAAAAACUGCAGUUUAUCCAAGUCCCAGGUUUUGAAUCAUAUUCUCAGCCUUGGGCAGCAGAAUCACAACAUGUUCAUACACAGAGAUAUGAAAGGAGGGGCAAAUGAAAAGGAAAUUGCCAAUGGUUUGGUUGAGGUUUGCUGGCACCUUCCUUGUGGCAGAGAAAAUCUUGACAUAUUUCCAGAGCCAGUUGCCUUUGCUAAUUUGCGAGGAGAUAUUUGUGAGUCACUCACACAAUUCAGUUUUCUUUUUCAAGUGUCGACUGCUACCUUUGUAUUCCUGGAUAAAGUUGAAGAAAAUGAACACAAGAUUCUGACUUCUCUUCAAGAUGUUAAAUCUAAACUGUUCUUUGUUAUCAACAAAAAGGUAGAGAAUUCUGAGGACACAAUGUCUGUCAAGAAAACACUGAAAGAAAUAGAUUUAUCAAACAGCCGUGUGAAAAUCAAAGAACCAAGAAUAAAUGUUGUAAGGUUUUCUGAGAAACUUUGCACAGCCAUCAAGAAAUCACUGACAGAUGUAACAACCACAACAAACAUUGAAAAUAUGCUUGACAAAGUUGUUGAACUUGGUCUGUUUGUGGAUGAAUGCACAGGUGAUGACCAAAAGAAAGUAGCUGAGGAGAUUAUGAAAGGAAUUGGGGUGCAAAGUGUACCAGACUACAAGAAACAACAACUUCCUUUGCAAGGAGAUAAAUGGAAAAGGUUAUCACAGUUAGAAAUGGAAGAAUGUAGGUUAAAGAAUGCUGGUAGUGUUGGAUUGGAAGAAUAUAAAUCUAAGCUACAGGAAGAAAAACAACAGAUUAUGAAGGAUCUUGGUGAAAACAAACUAUCCACAGCUAUGAAGAGUUUUAUUGAACAGUUAUCCAAAAAUGACAAUGUCCAAAGAGAUUUUUUCCUUAAAUGGAUGAAAAUUAAGCUGAAUGCACAUUUGCGGUUUCAACAAUCUUCACUGCGUCAGAAAUUGAUAGAGCACAGCAAGAAAGGGGAAAAAGACGUGAAUGAGAUUGCAAAGUUGGAUCAGGCUUUGCUGGAUAGCUCAUUAGGAAUAGAGCAUUACAUGAGAGAGUUGGGAUUGGUCUAUGAGUUUUCCUUUCAGUCACGUGAAGAUGCUGAUAAAAUAUCUCAUCUCCCUGCUUUGGCUGCUGAAAUGCUGUUGGAUGGAUAUCCUUUAGAGCUCUUGGAUGGAGAUGCUUCAAACAUCCCAGAGAGAUGGGUGACAGAUGUACUAAUGGAGCUUCACAAGAAGGUUGGAGAGAAGAGCAGACUGUUGGUACUGACUGUGUUGGGUGUUCAAAGUAGUGGGAAGUCAACACUCCUCAACACCAUGUUUGGUGUGCAGUUUCCUGUCAGCAGUGGCAGAUGCACAAGAGGAGCUUAUAUGCUCUUCCUCAAAGUAGGUGAGGAUAUGCAAUGUAAGCUUAACUGUGAAUUUAUAGUUCUCAUUGACACAGAGGGUCUUAAGUCUCCUCAUUUGGCUCUACUAGAUAACAGUUAUGAGCAUGACAACCAGUUGGCAACCUUUGUCAUUGGUUUAAGUGAUGUAACCAUUAUCAAUGUCACAAUGGAGAACUCAACAGAAAUGAAAGAUGUCCUGCAAAUUGCAGCUCAUGCUUUCUUGAGAAUGAAGAAAAUCGGUAAAAAAACUGUUUGUCAUUUUGUUCACCAGAAUGUUUCUGAAGUUUCAGCUCAUGCAAAGACCAUUGCUGAAAGAAAACAUCUCUUGGACCAACUCAAUGAAAUGACACAAAUUGCAGCUGAAAUGGAAAAGCAGACUUCCAUACAGGCAUUCACAGAUGUGCUGGACUAUGACAUAGAAAAAAACAACUGGAACAUCCCAGGACUCUGGCAUGGGACCCCACCAAUGGCACCAGUGAACACAGGUUACAGUGAAGCUGUUGCAGAUUUCAAGAAAAAUCUUUUGGAGAUGGUGACAAGUGACAGAAGUGAUAAUGUUUCACAGAUCCCAGAGUUUCUGCAAUCUUUGAGAAGUCUCUGGAAAGCAGUUAAAUAUGAGAACUUCAUCUUUAGUUUCAGAAACACUGCUGUGGCUCAGGCGUACGACAACCUUUGCAAAGAGUUCAGUCAGUGGGAAUGGGAGUUCAAAAAAGAGAUUCUUGCUUGGCAGGGAGAAGCAGAAUUGGAACUGUUAAAUUCUGUUAACACCUCAGAGCUUCACCAUUUGAAUGAACUGAUUGAAUUAAAAGAACAGGUGUCCCACAAAAUAGUAGACCAACAAAUAAUAAUGAACUCGAAACUAAAUCAAUACUACAAAAAGAGGGACCGACAUGUGAAUCUGAUAGAGAAGUACAGAGCUGAAUUUUUCAACAGUAUCAACAGUCUUGCAAAAGAAAUCCAACGUUCAGUAAACAAUAAAUUGGAUUGUGCACUUGACCUACGAAAAAGUACUAAAGAGGCUGAGGACAUUCAAAGAAAAAACAGAGAAAUCAUUGAAGAACAAGUUAUGAAACUUGUUAGUGACUUCAAAAAAGGUGGACUUUCUGACAAACAGUUGGAACAUGAGUUUGAAAAGAUGUGGACAGAAGUCACUGUAAAUGUGUCUGGCCUGAAAGAAAUAGAUAUAUCUGGCAGCGUCCUCAAUCAAUUGAAAAAGAAUUUCCUCAAUCAUAAUGUCAAUGAGGAUUUACAUAACAUUGGGGACCUAAAUGACAUUGGGAAGUGUCCAUUUGAGGCAAAACCUGAACAUAUAGAUACGACAAUAAACACUGAUGACAUUACAGAUGGGAACUUGAAAAAAGAUAUAAUGAAAGACUUUCAGAAUUUUGCAGAAAAUGUAAUUCAGUCAUGCAAAUGUUUUGUAACAGAUACUGCAAAUAAAGACACAGAUUACAAUGAUUAUUUUACAAAGGAGCUUCUGGAAAAAGUAGACGAAUCCCUUAAAUGCUGCAAGUGUUGCACACCCCAGUUUGAGAUUGACCUGAAGCUUCACAUUUGUGGCAUUGCCUCAAAAGAGUUCCUUGAAAUGCACAGAAAAUUCUGGUCGGAUAGGGAUCCGAAAAUUCAGCUAGAGAAGUACAAACCUCAGUACUGGUUAGAUUUUCUUGAUUUAUACAAACAGAGAGACGAUUGCCAACGCAAAGCAACUGAUUUUGUCAAGUUUUGUAUCAAACCUGCUGUUGAAGAGUACAUCAGUAGAUCUCUUGGAAUAGACAUUGUGGAUAAAAUUCUGACAAGUUGCCAUUCAGCAGAGUACAGUUCCCGCUCCUUUUUCCAGUACAACAUUCAGAAAGAGUUGCUGCAAAAGGAAGACUUUGACACAUUUUUCAGGUACAUUUCUAAGUACGAAAUAUAUAUUAGGGAUUGGAUAUUUCAGCACAUCCUGCAAAAAAUGUCAGAGGACAAAACUUUGUGCAAACUGAAAAAUACGAAUCUGGAGGUCAUCGUUCACAAAAUAACAGAAGCAAUAGAACGGGCCACAAAAGGAAAAGAUGGUGUUCUGCUGCCAGAUAACAAGGAAAGCAUCACAGAACUCAUCAACAACAUGAGCAGAUAUUUGAUCAAAGACAUCUCAAUUUCAGUGGAGGCUGAAAAAACCACCCUGUUUCAAAUCCAAAGCACUCUCCAUCCAUUUACACAGAGCCUCAAUAAAUCAUUGAGUGAACUGAAUAAACAGUUACAGGAGGAAUUCUCCAACUCUGAAAACAUCACUGAGACUCUGAACAAACUUCCUAUCAAACCACAAGAUGAACUUUUCAAGAGGGUGUUUGGCUGUGGACGUCGGUGUCCAUUUUGUAAAGUUCCUUGUGAGGCUGAAGGCAAAGACCACAAGAAACAUCAUGCAGCCAUUCAUCGCCCACAAGGUCUUGGUAUGGUUAUGUACAUAGAAACUCAGAAGCUAAAUGAAACACUGUGUACAACUCAGGUGCAAACUGAACGUAAAUUCAGUAACACAGACACUAAGGGGGAGUGGCAUCCUUAUAAGGAGUACACCACAUACUAUCCAGACUGGCACAUUCCUCCUGACCCCACCAUAGAGGCAUCUGACUACUGGAAGUAUGUCCUGGUACAAUACAAUGACAGAUUUGCUCAAGAAUACAAAGCCAAUCCAGCUGAUGUUCCAAAGGCCUGGAGGAGAAUCACAAAGGAACAAGCACUGAAAGGGUUAAAAGAUGCCUAUAACAUAAAAUGAACAAUAUACAGUCCUGACAAAUAUCUUUCCACAAGUAUCUAAACAUGCAAGAAUCUUAGAUGUAGAAUCUGAAGAAGACCAAAAGAAUAUGGUGACAGAAUACUUUAAGCCAUUCACCAGAACAACUUAGCUGUGAACAGUACAAGCAGUCACUGUAGGAACGUUAAUUUGACAUAAACAGGGACUUUUUAUGUAUUUUUCUGUGGCAGCAAACACAACACACAGCUGUUCAGUAACUAUUAUACUGCAACCUGAACUUAUAUACACACGUCAUGGCUGACUAAACUCAUGUCAUUAUCCCUCACAC